CGGUUGAAGUCAUUCUUCUUCAUGAAAAGCUCCAGAGUUUGCACAACGAGUAGCCGAAUGUUCCAGACAGUCUGAAGCCCCGAAAUCGCAUUCAAGUUGUCGGCGAAUGGACCCUGACAUGCUAGCUGUCAAGCUUGGCUGGAAGAUCUCCUACAGGGUAGAUGAUGAUCCCACCACCAUCGCCUUGACGUUCCUUACGCCAACUGCGUUUCACCCCCCGCCCUGCUUUCAUUCUCAACAUCUACCUGCAGCCGUGUCAGACUUGUGACACGUGCCCGUCUGGGCUGCAGACACACUAUAUUCAUAAAGCCUUG
Messenger RNA from Parastagonospora nodorum SN15, 314 nucleotides. RefSeq lists its product as hypothetical. The record is from RefSeq and is a predicted model, not a curated record. The coding region runs from base 107 to 268 and encodes 53 amino acids. The transcript has a single exon. NCBI's taxonomy places the organism in Eukaryota, Fungi, Ascomycota, Dothideomycetes, Pleosporales, Phaeosphaeriaceae.